Branchiostoma belcheri (Belcher's lancelet) is the source of this 1458-nucleotide messenger RNA. Its product is annotated as E3 ubiquitin-protein ligase TRIM71-like. Gene Ontology annotation, molecular function: translation repressor activity; protein binding; ubiquitin protein ligase activity. The coding region runs from base 1 to 1458 and encodes 485 amino acids. The record is from RefSeq and is a predicted model, not a curated record. The transcript is spliced from 4 exons. Lineage: Eukaryota; Metazoa; Chordata; Leptocardii; Amphioxiformes; Branchiostomatidae. Gene Ontology annotation, biological process: proteasome-mediated ubiquitin-dependent protein catabolic process; protein polyubiquitination; negative regulation of translation.
AUGGAGCCAAACGCCAGCCCUGGACCUAAGUCAAAUAAGAGUGAUGACAGCCAGACAUCAGCUGAUGCACAUGACGAAGCCUCCUUUAGGCCAGCUGACAACAUUAACAACGAUUGCCUUCAGCCGUAUGCUGUAACACGCUGCCAGCAAGACGAUGAGGUCUCAAUCAAAAUGCCAGAAAACAUUGAGGGCAAUCCCCACACCCAUCCACACGCUGUUACCUACCAGAAACAUGAUGGAAUUGCCAUCGAAUCAGCUGACUGUGAUGUCGUCCAGCCCUAUGCCGUUAAAUACGAAGAUGAAACUGUUGGUGACUCAGCAAACAAUGAUGGCAAUCCCGGCAUCCAACGAAGUGCAGUUAACCACCAGAAAAACGAGGAGCCCUUCCUUGGGCCACUCAACUGUGCAACGGCGGCAUCAAACAAUAUCAAUGACGUCUCGACCAGCCCGUCGAGCAAUGAUGUCCUGCAUGCGCUCGAUCCAAAUCCGAUGUACGCUGCCGCAGACAUCAUUAAUAACGCCAAUGAUUUCUUGCAUGCACUUCAUCCAAAUCCGAUGUACGUGCCAAACGCCCGGGUUCCUACAGCGCACGGUUGUGACGUAAAGCCGGAGAAGAUCACGUUUGGUGGGCAGGGAAAAGAACCGGGAAAAUUCCUGAGAAAAAAAGACUACGGAUUCGGAGUUGCCGUGUCUGCUGACAAUGAGAUAUUUGUGACUGAUCGUGACAACAAACGAGUCCAGGUCUUCAGCAUGAAUGGGACCUACCUCCGCCUCUUUCCAACCGUCGUGCCGGGUGAAAGUAUGACGAUGUUCCCUUAUAGUGUUACUUUGGACGUGGGGCCUGGCUACCUGUGGGUACUGGGGAAAGGGGAAUACGAACAACGGGGGUCCGAUAUGUGCUAUAAAGGACAUGUCGUACAGUACAGUAAGAACGGACAGCCCAUUAAAAAGUUUGACGUAAGCCUCAUUAUUAGCUUUUAUCCUGUCAUUGCGAUGGACGUGCGCAACAAUAAAGUUAUCGUGGGAGACGGAUAUACAAUUACGAUGUUUGAUCCAAACGGGUCUCGCUUUUGGAGUUCAAAUGUGCGUACGGCAUUCGGAAUCGGGGGAGUCAUUUGGGAUAAGGAGGGAAAUAUCCUGCUGACGGAUGGGUGUGAAAACGUCCAGAAGUACAAUCAAUCCGGAGUAAAGAUAUUUGAAUUUGGCACCGAUGGAAAGGCUAAUGGCCAACUGGAUUCUCCCAAAGGUAUUUGUCUGGACUCAUCUUGCCACAUCAUCGUGGCGAAUACUAAAAACAACCGGGUAGACAUGUUUACACGACAGGGCGAGUUUGUCCGCACUAUCGUGGACAUUAUACGCCCGUGGGGUGUCGCUAUGGGACCAUGUGGAGAGUUGGUGGUGACUAGCUCACAUACCUACACUGUAACUAUCAUUCCUCGCCACAUGGUGGGUCCUUAA